AUGCACCUGUUCGCUGUGCUGCUACUUUGCCUGAGUUGCUGCUGCUGCUUCAUUUCCGGCCUUAAGUGCCGAUCCCAGGAGGGAGUGGGCGAGGCGGAGAUCAAAAGGACGAUACGCGGAUGCAUGCAUCGGCAGGACGACAACGAGGAUCGUGGACGAGGAGGGCAGAGCAGACCAGGGAGCGACGGCUAUGGAUUCGAUUACGAGAGGGAUCAGGAUGAGGAGCAGGAAAGGGAUCGAAGUCAAGGCGGCAGGGUCAUCUACAGCAACCGAAGGCCAAGAGGACUAAGGCAGCCUGAGAGCAGAAACAACACUGGCAGCGAUGGAGGUCAGUGUGUGGCCCAGUGCUUUUUCGAGGAGAUGAAUAUGGUGGACGGCAAUGGGAUGCCCGACCGGCGCAAGGUGAGCUAUCUGCUGACCAAGGACAUUCGGGAGCGGGAGCUGCGCAACUUCUUCACGGACACCGUGCAACAGUGCUUCCGGUAUUUGGAGAGCAGCGGAAGGGGUCGGCACAACAAGUGCUCGGUGUCCCGGGACCUGGUCAAAUGCAUGUCGGAGUACGCGAAGGCCCAAUGCGAGGAUUGGCAGGAGCACGGCAACAUGCUCUUCACUUAAACUUACCCCACUUUUUAGAUCUUCGCAGCGAUCCAGGAAACGCUCGUGGUUGUCCCGGAUCCCGCCAUCGGUGUUCUCCUCUAGCUGGUAGAAGACGCACUCCAGUUGCUGCUGCUUCUGGGCAUGCAUCUCCUUGAAUCCUGCGGAG
Messenger RNA from Drosophila subpulchrella, 763 nucleotides. It is a transcript of the gene Obp59a, whose product is annotated as odorant-binding protein 59a. The coding region runs from base 1 to 615 and encodes 204 amino acids. Gene Ontology annotation, molecular function: odorant binding. The record is from RefSeq and is a predicted model, not a curated record. NCBI's taxonomy places the organism in Eukaryota, Metazoa, Arthropoda, Insecta, Diptera, Drosophilidae. The transcript has 2 exons.